CCCGCCAGUCCCGCCUUCGCCGUCGCCAACGCGCAGGCGCGCGGCCGCGUCCCGUCCGGGGGUAAACAAAUUCAAAUCGCCGGUACGUUACUCCCGACAAGAAGUUAUAUCGAGUCGACUGGCCGGCGGCUUGCUUCUCGUAGGAAGAGACGGAGAUUCGUGCCUGCAACGGAGAGAAGGGCCCCGAUUGCGACUGACAAUGGCGAUGAGAAAUCGGACCGCGGUCACGGUGAACCAUGCGAAGGAGAAUGUUAAAACCACGAAGCCCUUGGUGGCCGUUGUGCCGUCGAAGGGGAAAAGGGCAGCGCUAGGCGAAAUAAGCAAUAAAAUUAACACGGUAAGGGGUGUCGAGCCUAUCGACAGGACUAGUUUAUUGCAAAAGAAGAAAGUGCCGCCGAAGCAGCAAGCGGUGAAGCCAGCGGCAGACGCGCCCGAGAAGCCAGUGGCGAAUGCACCCGAGAAGCCGCCAGUGCAAAUUGUAAAACCGGUUGUGAAAACGACACUCACGACCGUUGCACCCAACGCGCAUGCUUUGCACUCGGCACUUACUGUCGUUAGUCCGAAGAGAGAAGAGAGGAAUAGAUCGUUUUCAACGGAUCUAUUGAAGUUCGAAGACAUUGACGAGCAAGACAAGAAUAACCCAAUUCUAGUUUCUUUCUAUACCAACGACAUACACGAGUACUUGAGGAAAUUAGAGAGGAACUUUCCUAUUAAGAAGGGAUAUCUAGCGGGUCAGGAAAUCACCUCUAAGAUGAGAAGCGUGCUGAUAGAUUGGUUGGUGGAAGUACAUCAGCAAUUUCGAUUGAUGCAAGAGACACUGUACCUCACCGUCGCAACUAUCGAUCGCUUCUUACAGCUCUACCGGACCAUAGAUAGAAAGAGAUUGCAGCUGGUUGGCGUUACGGCUAUGUUUAUCGCUAGCAAGUAUGAAGAAAUGUAUUCGCCGGAUAUAAGUGAUUUUGUAUAUAUCACGGACAAGGCUUAUUCAAAGGCAGAUAUACUGAACAUGGAAAUGCUCAUGGUGAAAACCCUGGACUACUCGUUCGGGCGACCGUUACCGCUGCAUUUCCUUCGGAGAUACAGCAAGGCUGGACAAGCGCUCCCUGUACAUCAUACAAUGGCCAAGUAUUUCCUUGAGCUAAGCUUGGUUCACUAUGAGAUGUGUCACUAUUCACCUAGUCUCAUCGCUGCAGCAGCGCUAUAUCUAGCAUUUUUAAUUAUCGGUAAUGAUGAAGAGGACGAAGGCAAGAUUAUUUGGUCAGAUACUCUAGCAUACUACAGCACUUACUCGAAGAACGAUGUGUUACCUGUAGUACGUGAUAUAGCUGCAAUAAUAGUGAAAGCAGAAGACAGUAAACAUCAAGCUGUGAGAAAGAAGUACGUCCAUAUGAAAUACAUGAAAAUUAGUAUUCGACCAGAGCUGAAGUCUCCAAUUAUGCUCUCCAUUGCAACAAGCAAGGAGUCAUAAACUUGUAAUAGAACUAAAUAGAAUUGUUUGUGAACUCACA
This is a messenger RNA of Vollenhovia emeryi, 1508 nucleotides long. Its product is annotated as G2/mitotic-specific cyclin-B. Gene Ontology annotation, biological process: mitotic cell cycle phase transition; regulation of cyclin-dependent protein serine/threonine kinase activity. The transcript is spliced from 5 exons. The coding region runs from base 200 to 1468 and encodes 422 amino acids. Lineage: Eukaryota; Metazoa; Arthropoda; Insecta; Hymenoptera; Formicidae. The record is from RefSeq and is a predicted model, not a curated record. Gene Ontology annotation, molecular function: cyclin-dependent protein serine/threonine kinase regulator activity. Gene Ontology annotation, cellular component: cyclin-dependent protein kinase holoenzyme complex; nucleus; cytoplasm.